GGCGGCCCGCGCCUUUGCAACGUGCUCGAUGCAUCCGGAGCCCGCCCCGCCCCCGAGCAACAACAGCCCCGAGCUUCCCCUGAGCGGCGGUAGCACCACCAGCGGCAGCCGCCGGAGCCGCCGCCGCAGCGGGGACGGGGAGCCCCCGGGGUCCCCGCCGCCGCCCCCUGCUGUCACCUACCCGGACUGGAUCGGCCAGAGUUACUCAGAGGUGAUGAGCCUCAACGAGCACUCGAUGCAGGCGCUGUCCUGGCGCAAGCUGUACUUGAGCCGCGCAAAGCUCAAAGCCUCCAGCCGGACUUCGGCUCUGCUCUCCGGCUUCGCCAUGGUGGCGAUGGUGGAAGUCCAGCUGGAUGUUGAGCAUGACUACCCGCCAGGCCUGCUCAUAGCCUUCAGCGCCUGCACCACCGUACUGGUGGCCGUGCACCUGUUUGCACUCAUGAUCAGCACCUGCAUCCUGCCCAACAUUGAGGCUGUGAGCAACGUGCACAACCUCAACUCAGUUAAGGAAUCACCCCACGAGCGCAUGCACCGCCACAUCGAGCUGGCCUGGGCGUUUUCCACCGUCAUUGGGACGCUGCUCUUCCUGGCUGAGGUCGUUCUGCUCUGCUGGGUCAAGUUCCUGCCCCUCAAGAAGCAGCCAGGCCAGCCACGGCCCACCAGCAAGCCUUCAGUCGCUGGGGUUCUCAACAACGCCAGUGGCAUCACCCCAGGCCAGGCAGCCGCCAUUGCCUCCACCACCAUCAUGGUCCCCUUCGGCCUGGUCUUCAUUGUCUUUGCUGUCCACUUCUACCGCUCACUGGUCAGCCACAAGACAGACCGGCAGUUCCAGGAGCUCAAUGAGUUGGCUGAGUUUGCACGCCUGCAGGACCAGCUGGACCACAGAGGGGACCACCCCCUGACACCCGGUAGCCAUUAUGCCUGAGCCCUUGGGGGCCUGGGCAGUUCGGAGCUUUGGCCUGAGCGCCCCUUUCCCAUGGCCUUGUCCUGCCCCUGCCUCAGGAGCAGUUUGUACAGGGGGCUGGGCUCCCAUCCAGCGGGCAGAGAGUGGAGGCAAGAGGGUUUUUAUGAGAAAUGACUGCAUUUUGAAACUUGCCUC
Chrysochloris asiatica (Cape golden mole) is the source of this 1099-nucleotide messenger RNA. RefSeq names its product ORAI calcium release-activated calcium modulator 1 (gene ORAI1). The record is from RefSeq and is a predicted model, not a curated record. NCBI's taxonomy places the organism in Eukaryota, Metazoa, Chordata, Mammalia, Afrosoricida, Chrysochloridae. The transcript has 2 exons. Gene Ontology annotation, biological process: store-operated calcium entry. Gene Ontology annotation, molecular function: store-operated calcium channel activity. The coding region runs from base 29 to 925 and encodes 298 amino acids. Gene Ontology annotation, cellular component: membrane.